This is a messenger RNA of Colletotrichum lupini, 660 nucleotides long. RefSeq names its product methyltransferase. The transcript has 4 exons. NCBI's taxonomy places the organism in Eukaryota, Fungi, Ascomycota, Sordariomycetes, Glomerellales, Glomerellaceae. The record is from RefSeq and is a predicted model, not a curated record. The coding region runs from base 1 to 660 and encodes 219 amino acids.
AUGUCUUCUGUAUUCUCAUUACUCUGGCGUGCAUCCAAUGAAGGAUCGAACGCCAUCGACGCGUCAUCGUGGCGACUCAAAAAGGUCAUUUUCGCGGUGAUCAAGGAUGCAUUGUUUCCGAUUGAGAAUCGUCAAGUCCAGCGGUUAGCUGACAGCCAAGGCCACGAAGUCCCAGAACCGUUCCUCCCGUCAAUCCCUCAGCUUCAUUCUUCCGACUUUCUCGACUUCCCGGGUCGAGAGGAGAACGCACCCCAUCACCCGUAUCACUCACUCGCCUUCUUCUGUAUCACUUUUACAUGCAAUACAAAGAUGCCUACCGACCCCAACCAAUCAGAGCCUUGCGAUGAGCCUGAUGGAGACUUGAAGCAUGUACCGUUUGGCGACAGCAGUGGCUCGUUCUCCUCCUCAUUUUCGUCUGCUGAUAAGCUUGAUGGAACCGAAUCUCUGAUUUCCAAUCUUCGACUCUUUAGUUUUGAAAAUAAACGACGCUAUCACAAGUAUAAAGAGGGCCGCUACAUGUUACCAAACGAUGAUAUUGAACAGGACCGAGAGGAUAUAAAACACGCUAUGAUAGUACACGUCUACAAUAGGGCUUUACACAAUGCCCCUUUGCGCAACCCACAAAGAGUUCUCGAUAUAGGAACCGGCACUAGUAUUUAG